AAACUUAGUUCAGACAGGGAUGCCUUUAACACUCAACUAUAAUCAUGUGUAAUGACAGUCCUGACAGAUGACCUUAUCCUGAAUUUGAAUCAAAGUGCUUAUAAGCCACCCGCUGUUCGCUUCCACACACAAAAACCGGAUUGGACAGUAGCUAAUAAGAUGACUGGUAAUCCUCAGGGCUAAAGGUAUAGAGUAAUGGCUCUUUCUUUGUCUCUCACACAAACACACACGCAGACAAAUGCACCGAACAAUGCACCUUUAAAAAGAAAAAAACAGUUGCAUCUUCGUCGACAUCACAUGUGGCCCAGCAGAGGCAGAGGAAGAGGAUCAAGCUUAAGGAGGGUCACAGCGAAGGAAACCUGGCCGUGAGGCGUUUUACGUGGUUGACAUCGACAGAGGGAAGCCAUUUAAGAAAGACGUGAGGAAGAGUGGAAGACAUGAGGGGAGGAAGGAGAGGCACCAAUUAGAGCCACCUGCACUGCGGCCGGGCAUAGGGCAAAACAGGACACAACUUGUGAACUUUCAGGUCUGGGCUGUUGCCAUGGCGAGGUCUGGUCGCCCAGCGUCUGAGAGCUACCAGUCUGCCUGCUGUUCGGUUGGACAGUCACUGUCCUCGUCCAGUGAAGUUGGCAUUUUGGAGGACGAAGAUGACCGGACUCCUAUUUUCUCCCUUUCUAAAAGCUCAGUAGAUGUCGUCACAGCAACAGGCCCUCCUCACAAGCGAGACCUAGCCUGGAUGCGACUGGAUCUGAAGCGCAGCUCCAGCACCAACACACACUCUGACCAGAAUCAAGUGACGCUACAGCAGCUGCACCAUCACAAGUGGCACCACAACAGCCACCAGUUUUCAGUCACAACUCAGAAUGAGGACUUGCACAGCCCUCCACCUCUCAGUGAGCGCUGGAUUUCCAACAUGCAUCGCUGGAGUGGCUGCAGCAGCAGCACGCACAGCCGCAGUAGCACUCCUGACACGGUUGUAGGGAAGGAAGGGUCCUCGCGCUCCUGUUGUCUCAGCCAGGAAGCAACCGGCUGCUUCACCCCAGAUUCUCCAAUGUCUAGAGUAACCUCUCCUCCAACCACACCCUCACCAUUGAUUUCCCCCUUCCACACACCUACUUUACCACCUCAAGAUCAUUUAGCUUCUUCACCACUAACACCAAGCACACACCGGGAGUCUGAGUACUCACCUCGCCCUCGGAUAACCUGUAGAGACGACAGCAAUUCCCCCGAGAAACUUUUAUUUCAGUUUCCUUCCCCAGUCCAAUCGCAUGCAAGCUUAACAGAUGAAGGACAGUGUGCAAAUUCUGCAUGCCUUGUUAAUGAUGAGAGUAAAGAAUCACCCACCCCCACAAACACCCAAGUAAUGGAAGAUAAAAGAGAGGCAAGUCCACUGCCAGCUGGUUGCAAGCCGGAGUCAAGUCCUUCUGCAGAAAAAAAUGAUUUCAAAGCCAAACUCUCAGGUUGCCAUUAUCUUCUGUCAUUGGACCAAAGUUGCCAGAUGGGCAAAAGUUGGAGAACACCACUUGUUUCUUCUUUGAGUGACUCACGGUUGGGUGACCUCAUGACGCACUUGGAGGCUACCGCCAAUAAUCUAAAGUCAGAGCUGCUUAGGGAGGAAGGAACGAUGACCUCACAGCUGGAAAUGCUGGAUGCUGCGGUGCAGACAGGCUCCCCUUUGGGCUCCUGCUGCGACCUUCAGAAGAACAUGUCCAACUCCAACAGUGGCUCGCCCUCGCUCUUGGGCUCUCCACCCGGAUCCAGACUAAAUCUGAAGGCGUCUGUGGGAUCCCACUCCAACCUGGUUUCGCCAUCUUCAAGCAUGUUCCCAGUGAGCAGCGGUGAGGAGGAGGAAAAGCAACAAAACACCCCAGAAUGGGACGCUACCGCCGCUUCUACACGGUAUCUGGAGAGAAAAAGAUCAUGUCUGAAGGCCCUGUCUGAAGACUGUGAUGAGCUUGGCAGAAGGGGCAGCAUGAAGCAGGUGCUAUGGGAUGAGGAUGGACUGACGUGGGACAUUCAUGGAGCCUCCUUGGACCCCGAGGAGCUCAGCACCGCCAUACAGAAACAUCUGGAUCUCAAGAAUAGCCCCCAGCCACAGAGACGCUCCUCUAAGAAGAAGAAAGCACCAAUGCCUCCACUCAUAUCAAACAUGGUAACAACAAUGGCCCCUGACACAAGCCCACCAGCAAUGAGCAUUAAGUGCAUGGUGGAGGGUGAGAGUCAGGAGACCCUGGAGACUGAAGCAGCAAGGGAGGUGCAGACAGAAACAGGGGCCAGAAAGCAGGAAAAGGAGGAAGCUAACUGUAGAAGAAGCAGAGAAGAGCAAGGCAAAAUACAGGAAAUAGAAGAGGAGGAAGGUGGAGAGAAGAUAGCCAAUAGCGUAAAGUCACCAACACAGGGGAUUGGACACAGCAAGAAAAAAACAGUGAUCAGAUCCCUGAGGAGGCCUGGAUGGUGCGGAGGAUCCAAAAAGAUGGAUGACUGAGACUCUAUGACUCUUGCACAGCAUUAAAACUGUGUUUUGAAGAAACAUGUUCAAUCAGGAUGGGAUCAAAGCCUUUCCACAGCAUACAUUCAUUUAUUUCCUAUAAAUUUGGUAGCAUCUGCCACUGGAGUCAAGCUGUCCUGAUUCAUCAUGUAGUCUCUAAAUAAAGACUUUUCAGGAUAGAUGUUCACUCAGGUUUUAUGCUUUUCCCUUUCAACUGUGUAAAGCCCUGUGUAAAGCUCAAGAUAGCUGUGUGCAAUUGCAUUUCUGUAACUGAAAAUAUAUGUAAAAUCAAAAGUGUGACAAAAACAUCAAGUGCUAAUAUGUUAGAAACCUCAAACAGCUGAAGCCAAGUAUUGUGACCGAACGUACAGGAAGAUGGACUUGUGAGAGCUUAUUUAUUUAACAUGAUCUACACACAUCAGCAGAUCUUUUGUACUGAAGGAGGAGAAAACAAUUGGAGUAAAGGAAAAUUAUUUUUUAUGUGGCAAAAUUUACCCUCACAAACAACAGCAGUGGUGGACUGGUAAUCCUGGGAAAAGAACUGUAAUACUUCAAACACUACUGAUCCAGGUUAUAUGUCAGCAUCUAUAUAUGGUACUCACUAUUUUUAAGGGAGACAAGGGUACGACAACUAUUUAAAGACAACAAAAAGGCCAAUUAGGAUUCACUCAUCAUCCAUACUUUCAGUAUUUAUAUGCUUAAUGUUUUUAAAAUAGGAUAAGAUUUGCCCUUUUAUCACUUUCAGACAAUGAAGUAAGUACAGUAGAAUGUAUGUAUGUAUUUUUUAGACACCUAUAAACUUAA
Xiphophorus maculatus (southern platyfish) is the source of this 3292-nucleotide messenger RNA. RefSeq names its product G protein-regulated inducer of neurite outgrowth 3-like. Bases 542 to 2485 code for a protein of 647 amino acids. Lineage: Eukaryota; Metazoa; Chordata; Actinopteri; Cyprinodontiformes; Poeciliidae. The record is from RefSeq and is a predicted model, not a curated record. The transcript is spliced from 2 exons.